AUGGCCAUUCCCUGCAUCCUUUUGGCUUUUUUCCAAGCCCUCUUUGUCGCUGUCAUAGCAGCGGCAGCGGCAGCAAUCCCAGACCAAUCGAACCUCGGCAUUGAAGGGAGCUUUUCGCUCUCCGUUGCAGCGACAUCUCACCAGUCAAGAGGCUUUUUGAGGGACUGGGCAGCUGCUCGACAGAAAUGGGGCAAAGGCAUCCCGAAGGAUGUAGCUACCGCCUUUUCCCUCCUCGACAGUAACGGCCGGGUAGAUGUCCAACCGCUGGGCAGCGAUGAUAUUUUCAUCGCUGAUCUCGAAAUCGGCAACCCGCCUCAAGUGGUCAAGAUUGCCCUGGACACGGGCUCCUCAGACUUGUGGUUGCAAUCGAGCGAUACGACAUACUUUUACAAUCGAAAAGGCCCCUGGGCUCCCCGGUACCACCCCAACAUGUCCAGAACCUCCAACAUCCUCAAAGAUGCCGAGUGGAAUGUCAAGUACAGUGAGCGAGAACUUCAAGCCAUGCAACCUUUUACUUCAUCCCGAGUUUGGCAGACUGACUCAUCAUGUUUUGCCUCAGUGGACGGCACUGCAGCCAACGGUAUAGUUUACCUUGACACGGUUCGCCUGGGCGGCUUCGAGGUCCGCAACGCGACCAUCCAGUCCGCCCUGACGGUGGCCCGCCGCUUCGAGCGCGAGACGGGGCUCAGCGGCAUCAUGGGCCUCGCCAAGAGCCUCCCCAGCAGCAUCGCGCCCCCCUCCAAGACCUUCCUCGACCUCCUCCGCCCGCAGCUCCAGACCCCCGUCUUCACCGCCGACCUCCGGCUCAACGCGACGGGGCGGUUCGAUUUCGGGCGCCUCAACGAGAGCAUUACCACAGACAACGUGACCUGGCUGGGCACCCGCCGGGACAGCGACCACUGGGAUGUCGGGCUCAACCUCAUGUCGUGGGAGGGCAGCAACUGGUGGCUCCACGACUUCACAGCCACCGUCGACACGGGCACCACGCUCACCUUCCUCCCGGACGUCCUGGCCAGGAUGUACUGGAGCGAUGUCCCCGGGAUGCGCGUCGACCCGAUGCUCUCCGACGCCUUCACCUUCCCCUGCGACGGCGCCGACGGGCUGCCGGACCUCCGCUUCAAGCUGCCCGGGACAGAGCACGUCCUCAACAUUCCGGGGCCGUACCUCAACUAUGGGCCCAUCGCAGGCGAUGACACUUACUGCUGGGGGGGCAUGCAGAGCGCCGACGACCUCGAGUCCACCAUCAUUGGCGGCACGGUGCUCAAGGCUCUGUUUGUCGCGUUCGAUUUGGAGACGAAGAAGGUCGGGUUUGCCAACAAGCGGCUCUGA
Messenger RNA from Clonostachys rhizophaga, 1329 nucleotides. Lineage: Eukaryota; Fungi; Ascomycota; Sordariomycetes; Hypocreales; Bionectriaceae. The record is from the annotation of a GenBank genome assembly.